This is a messenger RNA of Aspergillus mulundensis, 441 nucleotides long. RefSeq lists its product as uncharacterized. The transcript is spliced from 4 exons. The record is from RefSeq and is a predicted model, not a curated record. Lineage: Eukaryota; Fungi; Ascomycota; Eurotiomycetes; Eurotiales; Aspergillaceae. The coding region runs from base 1 to 441 and encodes 146 amino acids. Gene Ontology annotation, molecular function: transmembrane transporter activity. Gene Ontology annotation, biological process: transmembrane transport.
AUGGAGGAUCAGGCUCUCUAUAUUGAGCCUCCAGGAACUGUGACAAUUGAAGACUUACACCAAGGCCAGGAAGCAGUUGUCGUGCUCAAGCCCACCCCAACGGAGGACCCAAAUGAUCCGUUGAACUGGCCUCAAUGGCGAAAAGCCCUCAACUUCGCCCUCGCCAGCUUCUACACCCUGGCGACAUUCGUCCUCCUCGACAUCGGGACCGUAAUCUGGGUGGACCUAAACGCCGAGCUCGGAAUCAGCUGGUCCAAUCUAAACAACUCCUUCGCCGCAAACCUAGCGGGUCUCGCAGUCGGAUGCAUCCUAAUCAUCCCCUUCGCAAUCAAAUACGGUCGCCGCAGCAUCUACAUCCUCAGCUCAGCCAUCCAACUCGCGACGGCAAUAUGGCAGGCGAAGAUGAACACGACCGCUGAGCUGCUGGCUAUCAAUGCGUAG